GUACGAGUACCCACACCUACUGCUACUGCAGAAUAUAGAGAGUCAGGAGUAUUACCUUCUUAGUGGGAAAUAUAGGUCGUGGGAGAAGCCCAGGGAAGUACUGAAAAGAAAGCUACAGAAAUAUGUGAAUCAAAUUAGGGACAUGCAUUUCUCAACUAGCCAUUUGAACUCGGAACAGAAGGAAAUCGAAGAUCCCAUCGAAAUCGGAGAGUUCCUAGGUGAAUGGUGGAAAACCCAAUUUAACUCCGUCUACCUUCCGUACUUACCUGCUCAUAUAACGAGACCGAAGGAGUACAUACGAUUAUAUCAAGUCACCCUAACUUCUAGGAGUAUUUUUCAUUUGCCCCCAGGGUUUACUCUCAAGGCGUUGCCCCUCUUCGACCUGGGCAACUGCGGAGUGGCCAUCGGCGGCCUCACCAGCGUCCUCUCCCGCUUUAAGCUCCACUGCAUGGUGCCGCUGGAGGAGGGCCAGGACGAAUA
Messenger RNA from Plasmodium cynomolgi strain B, 480 nucleotides. RefSeq names its product mRNA cleavage factor-like protein. Gene Ontology annotation, molecular function: mRNA binding. Lineage: Eukaryota; Apicomplexa; Aconoidasida; Haemosporida; Plasmodiidae. The annotation marks the transcript as partial. The transcript has a single exon. The record is from RefSeq and is a predicted model, not a curated record. Gene Ontology annotation, cellular component: mRNA cleavage factor complex.